Molecule: messenger RNA, 637 nt
Organism: Benincasa hispida (wax gourd)
Lineage: Eukaryota; Viridiplantae; Streptophyta; Magnoliopsida; Cucurbitales; Cucurbitaceae
Product: PLASMODESMATA CALLOSE-BINDING PROTEIN 5-like
Source: RefSeq, a predicted model, not a curated record
GGAAAAACACUGAAAGCCACUGUUUGUUGUGAAGAAACAAAUGUCUUCCUCUACUUGGUUCAUCAUUCUCCAGUUCUCUUUGCUGUUAGUUUUUAUCAUAACUCCAACAAGAUCAGAGGCUCAAUUUGAUCAAGAGUGGUGCAUAGCUGAUGAGCAAGUUCCAGAUGAUGAGUUGCAAAGAGCUCUUGAUUGGGCUUGUGGAAAAGGAGGAGCUGAUUGUAGGAAUAUUCAAAUGAAGCAACCUUGUUUCUACCCAAACACUGUUAGAGAUCAUGCUUCAUAUGCCUUCAACAGUUACUACCAAAAGUUCAAGCACAAGGGAGCCACUUGCUACUUCAAUUCAGCUGCCAUGGUCACUGCUCUUGAUCCUAGUCAUGGUUCAUGCAAGUUUGAGUUUGUUCCUUGAAGAAGAAGAUGUGUAAUUGAUUAUCAAAGAUGCUUCCUGAUUAUAAUUUGAGCUCCCCAAACUUUUUGCAAUUCCAUUAUUGAUCUUGUACUUGGUUAUGAAAGCAUUUUUCCAUUUUCAAUUUUUAAGGUAGGCUCCAAAAUCUUUUAGAAUCUAAGGUUAUUCAUCAAUGAACUAUUGAAGUUGGUUUUUCUAUUUUAUGAUAAAAUCAAUCAAAGUUGAGUUUGAGAG